This is a messenger RNA of Erpetoichthys calabaricus (reedfish), 2398 nucleotides long. RefSeq names its product solute carrier family 23 member 4 (gene slc23a4). Gene Ontology annotation, molecular function: transmembrane transporter activity. The record is from RefSeq and is a predicted model, not a curated record. Gene Ontology annotation, biological process: transmembrane transport. Bases 142 to 2013 code for a protein of 623 amino acids. Gene Ontology annotation, cellular component: membrane. NCBI's taxonomy places the organism in Eukaryota, Metazoa, Chordata, Cladistia, Polypteriformes, Polypteridae. The transcript is spliced from 13 exons.
UAUGAACUGUGUAAUCAGCCUCACAUGAGAAGCAGCCAGACUUUAUCGUAUAAAGGCACAAGGCUGGUACAUUUUAUACUUUGUUUUUCUUUUCUUGCUUUUUUGAAAAAUUGAUUAUAAACAAUCAACAAUUUUCAAGUGAUGGCUCCUGACAAAAAACCUAAUGGUGUGGAUAACUCAGCUUUUACUAAUGAAAAUGGAGAGCAGUUUUGCUCCAUUCAAUUGAAUGACAAAGAAGAAGUGAGUUCAGGUGGUGCACAGUAUGAGGACAGAAAUAAACUCACAUAUUGUGUAACUGAUGUGCCUCCCUGGUAUCUCUGCAUCAUUCUUGGGACACAGCACUACCUGACAGCCUUCGGAGGUAUCCUUGCCAUCCCUCUUAUCUUGUCAAGAGAACUGUGCUUGGAGCAUGACACGUUAACCCAGAGCCACCUUAUCAGCACCAUCUUUUUUGUCUCAGGAAUAUGCACUCUGCUGCAGGUCACAUUAGGAGUGAGGUUACCUAUUCUCCAGGGUGGUACAUUUGCCUUUUUAACACCCACACUUGCUGUUCUCUCAAUGCCUGAAUGGAAAUGCCCAGCUUGGACUAGCAAUGCAAGUCUUGUGAAUACCAGUGAUCCAGAAUAUAUUGAAAUCUGGCAAACAAGGAUACGGGAGCUACAGGGAUCUAUCAUGGUUGCCUCCUGUUUCCAGAUCUUUGUAGGAUUCUCUGGUCUCAUCGGCCUACUGAUGAGCUUUAUUGGGCCAUUGACUAUUGCACCCACCAUCUCCCUCAUUGGGCUGUCACUGUUUGACUCAGCUGGUAAUGAUGCUGGGAAACACUGGGGAAUUGCAGCCAUGACUACAUUUCUCAUUGUGCUAUUCUCUCAGUAUCUACGGCAUCUGCCAGUUCCACUUCCUACUUACAGCAAAACCAAAAAAUUUCACUUCACUCAAGUAUACAUCUUUCAAAUUCUACCAGUUCUCCUUGGAAUCACAAUGUCUUGGCUUAUCUGUUACAUACUCACGGAAUAUAAUGUCUUGACAUCAGAUCCCCAGGCAUACGGCUACCAGGCACGGACUGAUCUCAAAAGAAAUGUCAUUGGUAGAGCACCAUGGUUUCGAUUCCCCUACCCAGGUCAGUGGGGCAAGCCAACUGUGAGUGCAGCUGGUGUGUUUGGAAUUCUGGCUGGUGUGGUUUCUUCCAUGGUAGAAUCAGUUGGGGAUUACCAUGCUUGUGCUCGACUCUCUGGUGCUCCUCCACCACCCAAACAUGCCAUCAAUAGGGGAAUAGGAAUUGAAGGAAUUGGAUGCCUCCUGGCAGGUGCAUGGGGGACAGGAAAUGGGACCACCUCCUACAGUGAAAAUGUAGGAGCACUAGGGAUCACCAAGGUUGGUAGCAGGAUAGUAAUUGUAGCCAGUGGAUUCCUAAUGAUAAUAAUGGGACUGUUUGGGAAGAUUGGCGCUAUUUUUACAACAAUUCCCACUCCAGUUAUUGGAGGCAUGUUUCUUGUAAUGUUUGGAGUAAUAACUGCUGCUGGAAUUUCCAACCUUCAGUAUACAGAUAUGAAUUCAUCAAGGAAUAUCUUCAUCUUUGGAUUCUCCAUGUUUUGUGGACUGGUUAUUCCAAAUUGGGUUAUUAAGAACCCAUCAUCAGUUGAGACAGGAGUGGUUGAGCUUGACCAGGUGAUUACAGUUCUGUUGACUACUGGCAUGUUUGUUGGGGGCUUCUUUGGCUUUGUGUUGGAUAACACUAUUCCAGGUUCAGCACAAGAACGGGGAAUCUUAACUUGGAAGAAGAUCCACGAAGAUGAUUUAGAUGAAAUCUUGGUACCAUCAGACGUUUAUGACUUUCCCUUUCGCAUUGGGUCUCAACCAUGUUUUGCUUCAUGGAUUCGGUUUAUUCCAUUUUGUCCCAAAAGCAACCAUGGCAAUUCAAAAAAGGAUCAUGCUGACAUACUGGAAACUGUUAAAGAAAAUGACAUAAACAAAAAUGUAAACCUGACACAAGCUGUUCAUGACACACCACUCUAAAUGAUAUAGUGCCAUUAUCAGAAAUGUUCUAGACUAUACAGAAAAUAUGUAUUGUUUUUUUUAAUGGUCACAUUAAACCGUUGAAUAAUUAAAUGAGGAAACAAUCCAUCAUCUUGCCUGUUUAAUCCAAUUCAUCUUGCAGGUAGGCUACAGCCUUAUGACAUGAGCAAAAACAGGACAGGACAGCACUCAGAAAGUACAAUAUUAUUUUAGAUGUCCUAAAAAAUCCAAGAAAAAUGGAAGAGGAAGAAAUGCAAAUAGCCCAAAUAUACAGUAUACUUUACUUUUUUCAGGUCUUUCCUCUGAAAGAUGACUUUCCUCCAGUUUUUGGAGUUGGUUUGGCAAAGAUAUUUCUACUAAAGGCCCAGUUGCAGUCUAAAGAAGA